Stylonychia lemnae is the source of this 681-nucleotide messenger RNA. NCBI's taxonomy places the organism in Eukaryota, Ciliophora, Spirotrichea, Sporadotrichida, Oxytrichidae. The record is from the annotation of a GenBank genome assembly.
AUGUUCUUUAUAUCCAAAAUCUAAACGAAAACAUAAAUCGAUAACCCAAUUUCAUAUCAAAUCCUCCUUACCUAAGCAAGAGAACUUCAGAAAGCCACCCAAGAUUUACCUCAAUUUGACUACUGCGAAAAUAAUAUUACUCCAAAAGAGAUUAAAAAUGACACUCUCGAUAACACAAUAACUUGUCUUUAAUAUGAUGGGAGCAAUUUGAUCUUUGGAGGAUAUACCAAACUUAGAAUACCUGACAGUAGUGGACUCUCGUUUUUGAUGAGCUAAAAAGUCUAAGGCUAAUACAACUGGUAUAAGGAAAUAUCUAGCAAUGAUUACUAUAAUCCUUUUUAGAUCAAUUAUUGCAAAAAGGUCGGGGAUAUGAUUCUUCUAAUAUCAAACAUUAAUCUAUUAGUAUUCAACUUAGUAUAAUAAUAGAUCUAAUAAUAGCUUAAACUAUACUAAAGUGAUGUUAAUGGUCCUUCAUUAUAUUUCGUAGGAUUAUUUGGAUUGGAGGCUAGUUUAUUGAAUGAGAGAAUUCUUAUUGGCUACUUUACAGAACGUACUUUCGAUUAAAUGUUUUACUUAAGGAAAUGUAAUAUGAUAAAAUUAGUAAUUGAUAAGAAUUCUAUGCAAGUUUUUUCUAGUACUGGUAAUAAUUACAUCAUUACCACAGAAGAAGUAGGUUAAUGA